CUACCAAUUGGACUACUUGAGUUCAAUAACGCCGGCACUUUACCUACACGAUGCAACGACGUGUGUAUUGUUGGUCAUUUUCAAGACGCAGAGCUUCGAGCUGCCUCGUUCAGUUCCAGUCCAUCGUUCAAGACGCCAACAUUAAUGGGCCGGUUGGGUUUCAAUUUAGCGGCAAAAGCUCCGCUGCAGCAAGACGCUGAAAUCGCCGUAUCGGGAGGCGACGGUAAGACCGAGAAGAUCAAAUCUGCUGGGAUUUACUUCGACGAGGGAACCAAUAGCAAGAUUAAGGCUAUGCGUCUACUGGUACUGGCCUUACUAAUGACGUGUGUGUUCAUGAGCGCAUUCAUCGCAUUGCCGCAAUUGACAAGAUUAUGUCGAAUAGAUUCCUGCUCCGCGAAUGUCAAUUAUAAAGUUUGCGAAAAUAUCACUAGACUGAUCGAAUCCAAUCAGGAAUGCUCGGAUAAAAUAGAGAGCUUGUUACGGCAAUUACAAGAGACUAAUGACAAAAAAGAGAAACUUGAAGACAUAUUAGAUAGUAGAGAAUCAUCACUAGUUUCUUCGGAUUCCAUCGGAGACAGUUAUAAUCCAGUAGUGUCGUUUAAUGGCGAACCUGUCAAUAACUUCAUGCCAAUUGUCGAGUCGAUGAUCGAUGACGAAAACUCUUUAAAUAUUCCAAGCUUCGGAGAUGACGAAUCGGCGAUAGAUAUCGGCAUGGGCUACGAACGAUAAUGAAUAUAAAAAUAACUUGUAUUUUAUUCUUAAUAAAAAGAAAAGAUGUUAAGUAUAA
Nasonia vitripennis (jewel wasp) is the source of this 787-nucleotide messenger RNA. RefSeq lists its product as uncharacterized. Bases 145 to 729 code for a protein of 194 amino acids. The transcript has 4 exons. The record is from RefSeq and is a predicted model, not a curated record. NCBI's taxonomy places the organism in Eukaryota, Metazoa, Arthropoda, Insecta, Hymenoptera, Pteromalidae.